UGAGCUCAGGAUAUGUAGAACGGGGGGUAUUCAAGCGUCCUCAAUGGCGCACGAUGGCUCCUAGAGUGUAUCAGUGAGAAGUGUAGUGAGGAUGCGAUGUGCAGGCGUCAAGAAGCCGGUUUCAUGUCUGGUUGGAUGCCAUCGUUUUUUAUGGUGUGGUUUUGGAAGCCACUCAUCUUCAACUCGCGCCGCACGCGUUUCUCAACGCAUGCGGGCGGGCUGUAGAGUACUAUUAUCCAGCCACAAUCCGUCUUCCAUGCGACCUGCACAACUUCAUGCUUCAUACUUCAUGGACGUGUCGAUCUCAGUUCUCCCAACCACCGGGCCCUCCAACAAAUGUGCGCUAUCACUCUCUGCGGACAUAGUAAACGUAGCAAGACGUGACCCCCAGAACAAGCAGCUGGACUUUGUUGGGCCAGACAGUGACCCACGGACCGCCGGCAAUCGAUUAGCCACGACACUCCAAGAACUUGAUCCCCAACCUCGCAAGCAAUUUCCCUGGCAACCUGGCCGUGCGUUUCAUUCGCAUUGGUGCCGUCGUCAUUCCAACCCGCGGACCUGAUUACGGAAAAUUCGGGAACGCGAAGGCGAAAUGGCGGACUUGUCCUUCGCAGAAACCCUCGAGGACCUCUCGUCACGGUUCAUCGUCAACUUGCCUGCCGAAGAGCUUUCAAGCAUCGAGCGAAUAUGUUUUCAGUGCGAGCAAGCGUGAGCAUGCCAAUCUCAAUGUCAAUGGCUUCUCGGAAGCGACCACUUUGUCUUACGCUUCAAUGU
This is a messenger RNA of Tilletiaria anomala UBC 951, 774 nucleotides long. RefSeq lists its product as uncharacterized. The record is from RefSeq and is a predicted model, not a curated record. The transcript has a single exon. NCBI's taxonomy places the organism in Eukaryota, Fungi, Basidiomycota, Exobasidiomycetes, Georgefischeriales, Tilletiariaceae. Bases 92 to 562 code for a protein of 156 amino acids.